AUGAAGUCGGUUCUAGCGGUCACGGCCGCCCUGGCAUCGCUGGUCACCUCAUCACAGGCCCUUUACUUCUACCUCGAUGGCACGACGCCCAAGUGUUUCUACGAGGACCUGCCCAAGGACACCUUGGUCGUUGGCACAUACAAGUCCGAAGCGUACAACCCGCAAACACAGUCCUUCUACGUGACGAACGACCUCUCCAUCCAAAUCACGGUUGAAGAGACCUUCGACAACGACCACCGGGUGGUCACGCAGACCUCGACGUCUUCCAACACCCCGUCGAAAUUCACCUUCUCGGCGGCCGACAGCGGUCUGCACCGGCUGUGCUUUUCCCCCUCUGGGUCCGCGGCCGUCAGCGUGGGCGGCUGGUUCGGCGGCGCAGGCGUCACGGGCGGCGGAGUCAAGUUAACCAUCGACCUGGCCAUCGGCGAGACCAGCAAGAUCGAGAGCGAGGAUAAAUCCAAGAUUGAUAGUAUCGUCGCCAAAGUUAAGGAGUUGAACGGCCGGCUAUCGGAUAUCAGGCGUGAACAGAUUUUCCAGAGAGAACGGGAAGCCGAGUUCCGCGACCAGAGCGAGUCGACAAAUGCAAAGAUCGUGCGCUGGACGCUGAUUCAAUUGGGUGUCUUGGGUGUUACAUGUGCAUGGCAAUUGUCGCAUCUGCGCUCGUUCUUCAUUAAGCAGAAAUUGACAUAG
Exophiala aquamarina CBS 119918 is the source of this 690-nucleotide messenger RNA. RefSeq lists its product as uncharacterized. Gene Ontology annotation, biological process: Golgi organization; endoplasmic reticulum to Golgi vesicle-mediated transport; intracellular protein transport. The transcript is spliced from 3 exons. NCBI's taxonomy places the organism in Eukaryota, Fungi, Ascomycota, Eurotiomycetes, Chaetothyriales, Herpotrichiellaceae. The coding region runs from base 1 to 690 and encodes 229 amino acids. Gene Ontology annotation, cellular component: Golgi apparatus; COPII-coated ER to Golgi transport vesicle; endoplasmic reticulum-Golgi intermediate compartment. The record is from RefSeq and is a predicted model, not a curated record.